Molecule: messenger RNA, 1044 nt
Organism: Cryptococcus wingfieldii CBS 7118
Lineage: Eukaryota; Fungi; Basidiomycota; Tremellomycetes; Tremellales; Cryptococcaceae
Product: nucleoside-diphosphate-sugar epimerase
Exons: 5
Coding region: 1-1044 (347 amino acids)
Source: RefSeq, a predicted model, not a curated record
AUGACUGCUAUCAACGGAAACGGUGUCACCGAGAAGAAUGUCGUACUCAUUACUGGAGCCGGUGGCUGGCUCGGCGGUAUCCUCGCGAACGCACUCCAGUCCGACCCCCGCACUCCUAAUGUGCACCUCAUCCUCGCCGACAUUGUCAAGCCCAAGCUCCCCAACUCCCCCAAGAACGCCCUCUCCAUCACAGCCGACCUCACCACCAAGGAGGGUGUGGACGCUCUGUUCCAGACGGAAUUUGGGGUACCAGACACUGUCUAUUGUUUCCAUGGGAUCAUGAGCAGAGGGUCAGAGGACAACUUCGAGCUGGGCCUCAAGGUAAACAUUGACUCUAUCCGACUGAUGCUCGACUCUGCCCGUCACCACAAGCCUUCGUCCGGCCAGCCCAUCAAAUUCGUCUUUACCUCCUCCCUUGCCGUCUACGGCGGUCCCCUUCCUGCUGUCGUUGACAUCAACACGAUCGCCACGCCCGAGGGCGCGUACGGCAUGGGCAAGCUCUCGUCCGAGCUGCUGGUCAACGAAUACACACGCCGUGGAUUUGUUGACGGGCGAAUUUUGAGACUACCAACUAUCGUGGUCAGGCCUGGCCCGCCUUCGGCUGCGACGAGUGCGUUCAUCUCUGGGAUCAUCAGGGAGCCGCUACAUGGUGUCAAAGCGAUCUGCCCCGUGGGAGAUUCGCUGGAGAGCAAGGAGCUCGAACUGGCGGCGUGGGUUGCGAGCCCCGAGACGACUAUCAAGAACUUUGUGAUUGCCAAGCACAUUCCUGCUGAGAAGUUCUUGCCCCAUACUAGAGUGGCGUAUCUCCCUGGUUUCACGGUGACGGUGCGAGAAGAGCUGGAAGCGCUCGCUCAGGUUGCCGGCAAGCAGGCGCUCGAUCUCGUCACAUUCCAAGACGACCCGAUCAACCGGCGGAUUGUUGGUUCCUGGCCUGCGCGAUUCGACAACGCGUACCCCAGGAGCCUGGGCUUUGUGGUGGACGAGGGGGGCAUGGUGCCGGUGGUGCAGCGGUUCAAGGAGGCGGUGGCUGCGGGCCUCGUGUAG